CUACACACACACACACACACACAUCGGUUUAAUAUGAAUUUCUGCAGAACAACAAAUGAAAGCAUUGUGAUAAGAUAAGAUAACUCUCAUUGAUUUGAACAAACAGUCGGCAGUUUACUCAUGAGCUGACGAAUAAACCACAAGCAACCCCAAUACGCUACGCCCACACGUUCGCUAAGGAUUCCAUUAACACAAUGUCAACUCUAGCCGAAAAGGACUUUUACCAGCUGACUGUCAGCACGAACAAAGCUUUAAAUGGUAUAGAGGCACCAUUAAAAACGAAACAUGCUCGAUCUAUUAUUAUUAUGAUACAUAAAACCAAAGAGGCAAAAUCAUUUUGGAACACCAUCUCCCGGCAGUCCUUAAUGCAGAGCAGAUUCACCGCCUGGAAGUUUUGUCAUCUGCUGCACAAGGUCCUGAGAGAAGCUCAUCCAUGUGCUAUAAAACACUCUCAAAGUCACAGGAAAAUGAUAUUGGAAGUGGGAAAAAUGUGGGGCCUGCUGCAAGACGAUAUUGGACUCUGCAUAAACGCCUACUGCAAGCUCCUGGUCACAAAACUCAAUUUCCAUGAAAAAAACCCAUUUCCCGGAUCGCUAAUAAUUUCGUUUAAGGAAAUAUCUAAAGCUGCCGAUCGGGAUUUAAAUUACUUCUUUCAAUUAUGUGUGGAGAUCUUUGAUUACUUGGAGGAUAUCAUUGAACUGCAGCUACAAAUAUUUUCUUCCAUAAAUACCUACCGAAUGUCGUCCAUGACCCAGCAGGGUCAGUGUAGACUGGCUCCCAUGAUUUGUCUCAUUCAAGACUCAAACUCUCUCUACGAUAAUAGUGUAAGGAUUAUGUUUAAACUUCAUGAAAACCUUCCGAACGACGUCCUGAGCGGCCACAGGGAUCGGUUUAAUGGUUUAUUUUUGAAGUUGAAAGACUUUUAUGAGAAUGUGCGACCGCUUCAGUAUUUCAAAAGCCUUAUUUCGGUUCCGGAAUUGCCCGCGUCCAGUCCAAAUUUUAGUUCACAAGUGGAUUUCAGUAGCUAUAUACCGCCAGUAGUCUAUGUGCAACCAGAGCCCGAUCCAGUUGUUGAAGAUCUCGUGGAGACCAGCAGUCCCUCAGAGCCAGAUUAUAGCCAAACGCAGCUGCAGCUAAAUACACUGGAGAGCAUCAUAAAUGAGAAGGACGCUUCGAUUGAGGAGCUCAAAUUCAGAUUGAAUUCAUUGCAACGAAAUUUCGAUGAGCUUGGGCAGAGCUAUCAACACGAAGUGGCCGAAAUGCAGAAAAGGAAUGCCCUCCUAUCGAACGAUCUGUUAAUAUCCCGGGAAAUGUGUGAAAACAUACGGAUACAAAACGAUGAUCUUGAGCUGCAAAUAAACCAAAAUCCCAUGCUAAUACAAAAGGUAAUGGAAGAGGAGGAAAAGCAGAAACAAUCUUCAGAAAAGUUUAACAAACUAAAAACACUUUACACACAAGUUCGGGAUGAGCAUAUUAAAUUAUUGCGUGAGCAAAGUGAAGCCACAAAGGUUUUAAAUAAGGAGAGGCAAUCAAGCUCUGAGCUACUAUUGCAAACAAAAGCCCUCAACGAUGAGAUACUAAAGAUAAAAGGCGAUGUUGAUGAAAAGAAUAAAAUAAAUUUUGAUUUGCUACAACAGAUAGAAGACCAAAAGGAGCAGCUUUCGCAGCUUGAAUCGGUUAGAAAUGAGAUUAGGGAGCAAUUUGAAAAUGUGGUAAAGCAGAAGGAAAUACAAGAGCUGGAUUCUAUUUCGACGUCUGAGAGAUUAAGUGAAAAUAGUUUGGUCAUUGAGAAACUGAAUGCGUCCCUAAAUGAAGCCAAGGAAAAGGUUUCACUUGCAGAAAACCAAAUAACGCAGAAAAGCGAGGAACUACUACAGCACUCGAAAGCGCAUGAAACGGAAAAGGAAACGCUCUUAGCACAGAUUGAGCAACUCAAACUAGAGCAUAAGGCGACCUCUGAGGCUCAAAAUGAAGAAUUAUUGCAAACUAUAAGUGUCCUGAAGCAAAAGGAAACAUCGCUACAGGAAUUAACAGAAGCUCUGGCGCUACUAAAGCAGGAAUUUAAUAACGUAAUAAAACAAAAGGAGAUACAAGAGCUGGCUUCAGUUUCGACGUCUGAGAGAUUAAGUGAAAAUAGUUUGGUCAUUGAGAAACUGAAUGCGUCCCUAAAUGAAGCCAAGGAAAAGGUUUCACUUGCAGAAAACCAAAUAACGCAGAAAAGCGAGGAACUACUACAGCACUCGAAAGCGCAUGAAACGGAAAAGGAAACGCUCUUAGCACAGAUUGAGCAACUAAAACUGGAUCAUAAGGCGACCUCUGAGGCUCAAAAUGAAGAAUUAUUGCAAACUAUAAGUGUCCUGAAGCAAAAGGAAACAUCGCUACAGGAAUCGACAGGUGCUCUGGCGCUACUAAAGCAGGAACAGCUUUCUGUGACUCAACAAUACGAGGAUUUACAAGGCAAGCAUGCGGCUCUGGAAGAGAAGUUCCAUCAAACAACGAAACAAGUGGAUUCUAUCACGGAGUCUUAUCAACACUGUCAUUCCAAUCUUAAUGAUGUGAGAAAAUUGGUGGUUCAAACUGUGAAGGAUAUUUGCAAUUCCAAAUUAAGCGAUUCCGCCGAACAGCCAUUAGAUGCUAUACCAAAAAUUACAACCGAAAUGGAUGGGCUUAUAGCUAGAUUUAUCUCCUCACCUGCCUUACAAAAGGCUGCAUCCAUUGAGGGAUUGCAGGCUGCCAUGUAUUUUGGCUUUACAUUCAUUAAAUUAUAUGACCAGUGCGAUGUCAUCUACAAAUCUACAACAGAGAUUGAGACGGGUCAAGAUAUUUUAAUGAAAGCCUCAUCCAUAUGCUCAGACAUAUGCAUCUUUUUCCAAUAUUCUCUCAUCGAUGAACCGAGGGAAAAGGAAACGCAAAAGGCUUUAAACGAUGUCGAAUCGAAACUGUCGGAUAUACGAAAAUUAGUUGAUAAAAUUAAACAGACCUUUGAGAAAAAGAUCGACUUCGAUAAACUGCUUGAAAUAGAGCUUCGCGAAAUGGAUAGUGCGAUCGAUGAGGCAGCAUCCAAGAUUAUAAACCUGUUGGCAAAGGCACGCGAGAAAGAUGACAAAACCAAUCUGGAAGUCAAUGGAAAAAUUGUGGAUGCAUGCACCACCCUCAUGCAAUGUGUUAAAGUCCUAAUUUUAAAAUCGCGUGUGCUUCAGCAGGAAAUUGUCGCCUCGCAAAAAGGAAACGCAAGUGCUAAUGAAUUUUAUAGGCGCAACAGUCAAUGGUCGGACGGGCUGAUAUCGGCUUCAAAAAGCGUGGCUAAGGCAGCAAAUUACCUGGUCGAUGCCGCCAAUAAUGCCAUUGAAAGUGAAUCUGGGAAGAACUUUGAGCUUAUAGUCGCUGCCCAGGAGAUUGCUGCCUGCACUGCCCAGAUGGUUAUUGCCAGCAAAGUCAAGGCUAAUCGUAAUAGCCAAAAUUUGACGGACCUGACCAAAGCCUCGCGAAGCGUCACACAGGCCACUGGUACGUUGGUGGCCACCGUUAAAGAUUGCAAUGCCCAACUGGAAGAACUGAACGAGAAGGAACUCUCCAGCCUAACACCAUCCCAAAUAAAGACCAUGGAAAUGGAAAUUCACGUUAAAGUUCUCGAAACCGAACAGGCGCUGCAGACACAGCGCCUUAAGUUGUCGGCGUUCAGGAGGGAGCACUACAAAAACAGCGAUUACUAAAUACGUUAAAUUGUACCUAAGUAUUAUGUAUUUUCAUUAUGUACAUUUAAGGGCGGAACUAACGCAUUAAUGCAAAUAAUGGUUAACCUUACAAGGACAAAAGCUCUCUAAGAUUAUCCUAGGAUCUGGGUUUGGUUGAUGCAGUUCCUUAUUUUUAUUCAUUAAAUUAUUUAGUAUACCCAAUGGUCGGAUUUAGAUAGAGCUAUUCUUAUCAGAAUGAGAUCAAAAGAGAUGUAAAAACAGCCAAAGAGAGUUUCGUAUUAAAUUGUAAAUUUAAAUUACCCGAAAAGAAGUAACUGCGUAUCUCUUCCGAUCUUUUAUUUGUUUGUUUGCGAAACUUGGAUCACUUUUAAAGUUCACUGUUUUUAUUGAUAUUUUCUCAUUUAUUUAAACAACUAAGGAUCUGUUUAACUUAGCUCUUCUAUCACAUUGUACUUUUCCAAUUAUCAAGUAAACCGAUUAGAUUACAAAAUUAUAACAAUAAAUUUAAAUUUAAAUUAAAAAAAUGAUUGCUGCAACCAUAAAUAUAUUAUAUACACUCUUUAGCUCUAAUUUGUAUUAUCACGAAAAGGCUUAUUGCUUUUUAUAAAACGGCAUGUUCAUGUUCAUGAAACACACUUUUUGCGUAGUUUAUCUAAAAG
Drosophila obscura is the source of this 4354-nucleotide messenger RNA. RefSeq names its product huntingtin-interacting protein 1 (gene Hip1). The transcript has 9 exons. The record is from RefSeq and is a predicted model, not a curated record. NCBI's taxonomy places the organism in Eukaryota, Metazoa, Arthropoda, Insecta, Diptera, Drosophilidae. Gene Ontology annotation, biological process: endocytosis; actin filament organization; clathrin coat assembly. Gene Ontology annotation, molecular function: phosphatidylinositol-3,4-bisphosphate binding; clathrin light chain binding; clathrin-cargo adaptor activity. The coding region runs from base 195 to 3713 and encodes 1172 amino acids. Gene Ontology annotation, cellular component: actin cortical patch; clathrin-coated vesicle.